AUGGACCGUUGCCUUGACGAGCAUUCGAGGCCUCGCAGUCCUCAGAGUCAGCAAUACAUUUCGUCUUCACCACGUAGUAACAUAGCAUACGGCUCAAUUGACGCUACGCUCAUGCAGGACCGCACACAAGCAGGCCUUGAGCUGAACAUGAACGAGCUACUGUCUGAUCCUGUUUCCAUGCUGCGGAGCACGCCUGAACCUCAGGGCACACAGAUGACCCAUGGCCGGAGCGAUCAAGCCGCCAGUCGAGCCGGCGGCAAUCAAGAGGACAACGAUCAGCAAGGCGGCAUUGCGGAAGAGUCUGUUACUCAACGCACUGGCGCCGGCACUGGCGACGACCCAAAGCAGCCGAGUGCUGAACAAGAAGUAGGAUAUCAAAGGACGUGA
Molecule: messenger RNA, 387 nt
Organism: Cercospora beticola
Lineage: Eukaryota; Fungi; Ascomycota; Dothideomycetes; Mycosphaerellales; Mycosphaerellaceae
Source: RefSeq, a predicted model, not a curated record